This is a messenger RNA of Petromyzon marinus (sea lamprey), 4589 nucleotides long. RefSeq names its product beta-1 adrenergic receptor. Gene Ontology annotation, cellular component: plasma membrane. The record is from RefSeq and is a predicted model, not a curated record. Gene Ontology annotation, molecular function: beta2-adrenergic receptor activity; norepinephrine binding. NCBI's taxonomy places the organism in Eukaryota, Metazoa, Chordata, Hyperoartia, Petromyzontiformes, Petromyzontidae. Gene Ontology annotation, biological process: norepinephrine-epinephrine-mediated vasodilation involved in regulation of systemic arterial blood pressure; positive regulation of MAPK cascade; adenylate cyclase-activating adrenergic receptor signaling pathway.
GGAGCGAUCUGAGCUCAGUGGGGGGACGGGACGAGCUCGGGGGAUCCUCCUCCUACGCAGAGCGCGCGUGGAGGUGCACUCGGCUCAACGCCAGGACACUUCAGUUGCUGCGGCGGGGUGCGGCGCAGCGUUGCGGACCGCUAAGCCUCGACGAGACUCCAAGGCAAGAUCAUCGUGGACCCGAUUAACAGGGCGGCGUGAGAGUACCCCAGCUACAGGUCGUCGUGAACGCAGGCUCAACGCGAACGCUUCACUUACAGCGCGGCUCAGCGUGUGGACAAACAACAGCACGGCCAUGCGACCAAACACGGCGGCGUGAACACAACUCGGCGUGAACACUCAACCUGAUUUAAAUCACGCAUCGUGGACACUCCGCGCGGCGUGAGAUUACCGCUCAACUUCGAGCGCAGCGUGGGAGCAACCGAAGCUACGGCGAAACCCUGGACAGAGACACACUUGCUAAGCUGUAAAAGACGAUUCACCAUGAACGCUUAACCUACAGCUUCACCGCUGCAUAGUGUGGACACUUAAGAGCUGCGGCGCGAGGUUACCUGCGCUACAGGGCACCGUGAACACAGCAGCUGAGCGACCUGCACGCGUGCGACAGCUCAACGACAGCUCGCCGUGAACAACGGCAGCGGGCAACGAGAUCAGCACCAUGCAGCGCAGCGUUACCCGCAGCACCCUCGCGCCCGGCGUGCCGGUGGACGUCAGCUGUGGAAAGUAACACAAAUGCGACGACGAGAAUAUUAUCGUUAUAGUAGUGCUUCUGGCGGAGGGUUAGGGCAAACACUUCAGCGAUGCUCAAUUUCCAAGUGACCCCGCACGAGGACGCCACCCCGCCGUGCGUCGUGAGGAAUUCGUCCGCGUGGAACGACAGCGAGCCGGCGACGUCGGUCGGCGUCAACUGCUCGUCGGAGGGCACCGGCCAGAGGCCCGUGGAGAUGGAGUGGAUGGUAGGCCUGGGCAUGCUCAUGUCCCUCAUCGUGCUCUUCAUCGUGUUCGGAAACGUGCUCGUCAUUACGGCCGUGGCCAAGUUCCGGCGGCUGCAGACGCAGACCAACUACUUCGUGGUGUCCCUGGCGUGCGCGGAUCUGCUCAUGGGUCUCAUCGUGGUGCCGUUCGGCGCCACCCCCGUGGUGUCGGGCACGUGGACGUGGUAUUUCGGGCCACGCUUCUGCAGCUUCUGGACCGCGGUGGAUAUCAUGUGCGUGACGGCGAGCAUAGACACGCUGUGCGUGAUCGCGGUGGACAGGUACAUCGCGGUGGCGAGGCCGCUGCGUUACGAGACCCUGAUGAACAAGAGGAGAGCGCGGUUCAUCAUCGUGGCCGUGUGGCUCGUCUCGGCGCUCAUCUCCUUCCUGCCCAUCGAGAUGGGCUGGUGGAAGAGCGAGGCUGCCGCCGCGGCGAACAACACUGCGGAGGACGUCUGCGAGUUCAACAUCAGCCUGGAGUACGCCGUGGCCUCCUCGUCCGUGUCCUUUUACCUGCCGCUCACCGUUAUGAUCAUUCUCUACUCCAAGGUGUUCCGCGAAGCGCGGAAGCAGAUGGAAAAAAUAAACACCAGCGAGGGUCGCUUCUACAACAACGCGAACGACAGCGCGACGAUCAAGAACCCGGCGAGGAAGCUCUCCAGGUUCCUGUCUCGCAAGGAGCACAGAGCGCUCAAGACUCUGGGGCUCAUCAUGGGCACCUUCACGCUCUGCUGGCUCCCGUUUUUUGUCGUCAACAUCGUGCAGGUGGUGUGGAACUGCGUUCCCACGGGGGUCUUCGUGUCCCUCAACUGGCUUGGCUACAUCAACUCCGCCUUCAACCCCAUCAUCUAUUGCCGCAGCCCCGACUUUCGCUCCGCCUUCGAGAGGCUGCUGUGCUGCGGCCGCUUGGUCGGGAGGCGGAGGAGGCGGAGAGGACGCGGACGAAAGGACAACAACGAGCUGGGCCAGUGCACGUCGUGGCCCAUUUGCCCCGACUCUGGCUCCACGCAGGGCUACGUGGAGCGCUGCAGCGAGACGGGGACGACGCUCUGUGGCGCCAGCACCAGCAGCCAGGGCAGCAGCAACAGUGAGCAGAGCUUGGACACCAACGGGAACUCUCACGGCCUCUUGUCGGCCCUCUAAGGGCCAUCCGUGGCGGAAUUACGCUCGGCGCACUUUUGCGCGACAGUUACUUGGAUGGUGGCGCGGGGUGGGUUGGUGUUGGUGGGGUGGGGGGUAGUCACUGAGGCUGACGAUCUAGAGCCCUGAUCCAUGCGUUAUUGUUGUGUCAUUUGUUCAGCACACAGUUCUUAUCUAUCUAAGGGGAAGUUCAUGUUAAUCGGGGGCUGCGGAGGGGGGGGAUGAACCCCCAUCCCGCCCCGCGUCUCACUCUCCCGCUGUGAACUGUGAUGCCUUUUUUAUGUUUCGUCCAAAUUUGUUUUGGACGAAACCGUGCCGAUGCCUCCUCGAUUGGGGCAAUUCUCCAAAAGCGAUGUGAAGUUAGGCUUACUUUUGUUGUUAAAUCGACGUGCCAAUCUGACCUGAUAUUACGAUAUCGGCAACGUUACAUACGGUGACACAGACUCCAGCAAAUGGUAAAGUGUGCCAAGGGACAUGGUGUUUUGGUCAGGUGUGAUCUCACGCCCAAGAUGUACGCAGGCUCCCAUUGCAUGUCAUGCACAGUGUCACUCCACUGUUGGAUGAAUGCCUCCGUACGUUGUCGGUAAUUCGUGGUUGUUGGACCAUAAUUUACCACGCUGAUCAGUGCUCUAGUUAGGGCAUUUUACGUCCUUUCUUGUUGAAAGCAUUUACAAUUCCACAGCUUCAGAACUGCACAUACCUCUCUCUCAUUGUAUUAUUUAUUAUCGUGGUUCUGGUGUAUGUAGUCCGACCCGUAUAGAUUUUGUUUUUUUGCUUGUUACUACCUCAGGUCGUUGUUUUAGCGUUUUUUUAAUUUCUUUUUAAUUAUUCUUUUGCUCAAACGCGCGAGUCGUGCGGACACUCGCGCGUGGUAUGGCAAUGGCACCGAACGCAAUGUUGUCAUUGUAUCCCCCUCUUACGACGAGCGAUAGCAAAUGUUUGCCAGACUCCUGCUGAGAAGACGUUCGCAAUUGUUGUUUUGCACUUUGCCUGCACAGCCAGUUGAAUAGACAACGCGUAUGCCCCGAGUGGGUGAACUUACCACUCGCGGCGAUGAAGAACCAAACAGCACAAUCACGUGUGUUGCUGCUGCUGCUGUUGUUGUUGUUGAAAGUAAUUUGCUAAGACAAAUGCUAUUUUCUUUCACGGACGACACAAUGUUAAUAACAUUUAAGCACCUUAGGGGACAACCUUAGCAGCCUUUUUUAAAAUUGAAUGUCCGUCGACUGAUAUUCCAUUCGUGUUGAAAUGUGUAUUGCGUAUCACAGUGUACUUGGUAAUGAAUUUACAAAAGAUUACGUAUACGCAGUAUACGUGCACAUGGUAUGUACAUGUGUAUAUAUGCACCUACCUUUGUAUAUACUGUAGGAUAUACUGUAUUUUUUUUACAGACACUUCGCGUUAAUCCGCAAUGAUAAAUCGCCAACCCAACGCGGACAUUGUACGCGGAACGAGACACGUGGAACUAUGCUUGAACAUUUCGCUACUGCACCGCACGGAGGAGGCACGUGGGCUCCCGCAGUGGAGCCGGCUUCUGGAUCAGCAGGGUAGUGCCACCGUUCGUCCAUUUGACAUUCUGUAUCACUCUCUCUGUGUGUGUGUGUCUUUCUGGCGGCCGUGCCAUGUGUUUUCGACUUGUAUCGCUGGUCGUUGAGCAUCACCGCCCGACGUUUUCGCUCCACCUGCUGGGGAGAUUGUUCAGCAGCGCGUGGAGCGAAACGUCGGACAUCGACACGCGCACAAUGCGUUGUUCGGCUUGAUUACCCGACGUUUCGCUCCGCGUGCUUGGAAAUUCUUCAGCAGCACGUACAGCGAGACGUCCUGACAUCAUGCUUAACAACACGCGGUACAACCCGAACGUGCAUCCAUCAGAGAGAGCUGCACGCAUGUGCGCGAACACCGACGUGAAUAUUCGCUAUUACUGCUGGCUGUGAGCUACUCUCCGCCACUUUGAAUAGAGCCUCAUCACGAUCAAUAGUCACCUUGACAGGAUCAUUACCAGACUGAUCAGAACACGUUAUCGUUCUCUUUAUUUAUUAACUAUUUUGCAAAAACAAUUUAGUUCGACCAAUCCAUCCGCAAACGAUGGUAUUUAUUUAUAACAAAUCGAUAUAUAAUAAUCGCUCGAUUACAGAGCGGCUUAAUGGGAGAGGUCUGCGAGGGUGUGUGUGUGUAUAUUGAUACUGUAUUGCAUAAGAGUGGGCAUUAUUGUCUUAAUGUGCACACAACUCAUAUGAAUGAUGUGCAAUAACCGACGCGUAUACGUACAGAAGCCUAUACUGCACUGUUGUAAAAAAAAUAAAUGUAACAGUAUACGUUUCGUACUGUUUAUUUUUGUAAAUUUUAUAAUGACGUAAGGCUAUUUAAUGGGUACAACCUCGCGCGUGACGCCAUACUGUGUAAUUUAAGUGUUUGCUAUACCUGUACAUGUUCCGACUUGAGAAAAAUGCAUAAAAUUGCACUGAUUCAUCUCGA